This is a messenger RNA of Solanum stenotomum, 1044 nucleotides long. RefSeq names its product pre-mRNA cleavage factor Im 25 kDa subunit 2. The record is from RefSeq and is a predicted model, not a curated record. Lineage: Eukaryota; Viridiplantae; Streptophyta; Magnoliopsida; Solanales; Solanaceae. The transcript is spliced from 7 exons. Gene Ontology annotation, molecular function: mRNA binding. Bases 198 to 800 code for a protein of 200 amino acids. Gene Ontology annotation, cellular component: mRNA cleavage factor complex.
ACAUUUUCUCUCCAAUCUUCUAAGUAGUCCGUCAAAGUCCAGAAGCAUCCCAUCAACGGCAAGAGGGAAAAUCUGAAAAUACAAAUAUUCUUCCGGUGAACACCCACCCACCGUCUCUCCUUCAGUCCUCCCGCCGGCGAUAUCUAAUUCCUGAGAGGAAGGUAGGGUGAAAACCUCGUCAUUUGCAUAGAAAGAAAAUGGUAACGUCUUCGGUUGUCAACACAUACCCACUGUCCAGCUAUACAUUUGGUACUAAGGAGCCCAAAAUGGAGAAGGACACCUCCGUCGCCGAUCGCCUUGCUCGUAUGAAAGUCAACUAUGCGAAGGAGGGCAUGAGGACUAGCGUCGAAGGAAUUCUCUUGGUACAAGAACACAAUCAUCCUCACAUUCUUCUGUUGCAAAUUGGGAACACAUUUUGCAAACUUCCAGGUGGACGCUUGAAACCAGGAGAGAACGAAAUCGAGGGUUUGAAAAGGAAACUAUCUAGUAAACUUGCAGCUAAUUCUCCUGGCAUUCAGCCAAAUUGGCAGAUAGGGGAGUGUGUGGCCAUCUGGUGGAGGCCAAAUUUUGAAACUAUAAUGUAUCCAUAUUGCCCUCCACACAUAACAAAACCCAAGGAGUGUAAGAAGCUCUUCGUUGUUCAUCUAUCUGAAAGAGAGUACUUUGCUGUCCCAAAAAAUUUGAAGCUUCUUGCAGUGCCAUUGUUUGAACUUUAUGACAAUGUUCAGAGAUAUGGACCUGUGAUAUCCACGAUUCCUCAACAGCUUUCCAGAUUCCAGUUCAACAUGAUCCACGCGUAGAUUAGGUUAGGUGGACAUUCAGAACCUCCUUCUGGCAUACAAUCCCAAAAAGACAUUUAAGAUUUUUACUUGAGGUCCUAUAUAUUCAGAAUGAUAACCUUAUUUUCUGACGUGAUUCUUUCUUUUCCAAUAGGCAUAUAUCUACCGACUUCCGUGGAUAUUUGUUUUCAACUAGCUUAUUCAUGAUAGACAUAAAUUAUAGGUGUAUUGUUGAAAGCUUUGAUUGCCUGUCUGUUGUAAUGUA